Messenger RNA from Trichomonas vaginalis G3, 309 nucleotides. RefSeq lists its product as uncharacterized. The record is from RefSeq and is a predicted model, not a curated record. Lineage: Eukaryota; Parabasalia; Trichomonadida; Trichomonadidae. The transcript has a single exon. The coding region runs from base 1 to 309 and encodes 102 amino acids.
AUGUCCCACGUCCCACCAACUGAGUCCAUUCCCAAACCAGAGGAACCUAAAGCACCACAACAGUCUCCUCAGCAACCUCAGUUCCAGCAAGUCCAAUCUCAAUCCAAAUUACUACCAAUUUCCACCUCAAGGUUACUACCAAUUUCCACUACAAGGCUUCCCGAACUACCCUCCUCCUCAGCCUAUGCCUUACUUCCCCAACCCUUGGAUGUUCCAGCAAUUCCAAUCUCAAUACAAAUCGAAGAGAGACCAAGAGUUCGAAGAAGGUCUGAACCGUUUACGCAAAGAUUAUGCUACAGCUCCAAUUGA